AUGCCCAUGGUUGAGCAUUGCCCAGGCAGCAAAGGACUGCCCCAUAAGCCUCAUGAUGGUGGGUUCUCUUCCUGCAACAGCCCCUCUAGCAGUGCCAAGGUCAAAGCAGAGACAACUGGUGUCUUAGCUGAGAUGUAUGGAAUAUUGGAGUUGUCCACUCACACAGCUCUUCUCCUUCUCAAUGUAGCACACACACAAUGCAAAGUCUUUUGUGUGGAACAAGCUCUGGCUGCAUGCAUCACCCAUGAAUAUGAAUCAAUGGCCAAGUUGUACAAGUACAAGGUGGGCAGCAGCGAGGCACAGUUAUUGAGCAUGCUGGUAGUUGAAUACUUGCCAUUCAUCUAG
Molecule: messenger RNA, 345 nt
Organism: Pisolithus orientalis
Lineage: Eukaryota; Fungi; Basidiomycota; Agaricomycetes; Boletales; Pisolithaceae
Exons: 3
Coding region: 1-345 (114 amino acids)
Source: RefSeq, a predicted model, not a curated record